CCUGCCUCCUCUCCACCCGUCCUCCUCCUCUCUCUCUCUUUCUUAUUCCCCUCGCGGAGCGCGAGCGCAGACCAGCAGAGGAGGAGGAGGAACAGGGGGGAGAGAGAGAGAGAGAGAGGGAGCCCUAGCCCUGGCCCGGCGCCCCGUCGCUAGGGUUAGGGUCUCCCCCCCAGUUUCCCGCCCUCCCUUCGUCGCCUCGUCUCGUCUCGUCUCACGAUCCGUCCGCCGGCGCCCUGCGGCGUGUGCGCUUUUCGUCCUCGCCGGCCCGGCCCGGCGCCGGCAAAUGCCGUGUGUCUGACCGUGUCCAUUCGGAGGCGGGCUUGGUGUUGUCGUUGCCGCCCUUACCUUACGGUACGGGGGAGCUGAGGAGAUUCUGGGCGAGAUCCGGUGAGCGGCGAGAUGCAGCAGGAUCAGCGCAAGAAGAGUUCCGCAGAGGCCGAGUUUUUUACGGAGUACGGCGACGCAAGUCGAUACAAGAUUCAGGAAAUCGUUGGAAAGGGCAGCUAUGGUGUCGUGUGCUCCGCAAUAGACGUCCACACCGGAGAGAAAGUGGCGAUAAAAAAGAUACAUGAUAUCUUUGAGCACAUAUCUGAUGCUGCACGGAUUCUCCGUGAGAUCAAGCUUCUGAGGCUCUUAAGACAUCCUGACAUUGUUGAGAUCAAGCAUAUUAUGUUGCCUCCAUCGAGAAGAGACUUCAAAGAUAUUUAUGUCGUUUUUGAGCUCAUGGAGUCUGAUCUCCACCAGGUUAUAAAGGCUAAUGAUGACUUGACAAAGGAGCAUUACCAGUUCUUUCUUUACCAAUUACUCCGGGCUCUGAAAUACAUUCACACUGCUAAUGUUUAUCACCGGGACCUAAAGCCAAAGAAUAUAUUGGCAAAUUCCAACUGCAAACUGAAGAUUUGUGAUUUUGGAUUGGCACGAGUUGCAUUCAACGAUACCCCCACAACAAUCUUUUGGACGGAUUAUGUUGCGACAAGAUGGUAUAGAGCUCCAGAGCUCUGUGGUUCCUUCUUUUCAAAGUAUACACCCGCCAUUGAUGUCUGGAGCAUCGGAUGCAUCUUUGCUGAGGUCUUGACAGGAAAACCUUUGUUUCCUGGUAAAAAUGUUGUACAUCAGUUAGAUCUGAUGACUGAUCUUCUGGGCACACCAUCUAUGGAUACAAUCUCUCGGGUCCGGAAUGAGAAAGCAAGGAGGUAUCUGAGCAGCAUGAGAAAGAAAGAGCUGAUUUCAUUUUCGCAUAAAUUUCCCAAUGCAGAUCCUUUGGCCUUAGACCUGUUGCAAAGGCUUUUAGCGUUUGAUCCAAAGGACCGCCCAACUGCUGAAGAGGCAUUGUCUCAUCCGUACUUUAAAGGGCUUGCCAAGGUUGAGAGAGAACCAUCCUGCCAACCAAUCACAAAAAUGGAGUUUGAGUUUGAGCGUAGAAGAGUGACAAAAGAAGACAUAAGGGAGCUUAUAUUUCGUGAGAUAUUGGAAUACCAUCCACAAUUGCUCAAAGACUACACCAAUGGAACUGAAAGGACAACCUUUCUAUACCCAAGUGCUGUUGAUCAAUUUAGGAAGCAGUUUGCUCAUCUUGAAGAAAAUAGUGAGAACGGCCCUGUAGUUCCAAUGGAUAGAAAGCACACCUCUCUUCCUAGGUCUACUAUUGUUCACUCAGCUCCAAUUCAUGGCAAGGAACAACCCCGUAUUGGCCCAUCAAGGGAUAAGCCUUCGCCUGACGAGUCUUAUAAAAAUCAUCGAGAUUCAGAAAAAUAUUCUGGCAAUGUCCAGAGAACCUCACAGGCUCCACAAAGAGUGCCAACAGCAAGACCAGGAAGGGUUGUUGGUCCAGUUCUGCCUUACGAAAAUGGUGGCAUGAAGGAUACAUAUGACCCACGAAGAGUGGCAGCAAUGAACUCCGGUUAUCCUCCCCAACAACAAAUCCCGCAAAUAUACGGUUAUUAUCAGACACCGGCAAAGUCAGCUUGCUCCGAGCCAUCGCAGGCCGAAGUGUAUACGCUGCACCAGCAGGCCUAUGCUUGCGCAAACAGUUCAACUGUGCCUGAUGUUGCUCUGGACAUGAGAGCACCUCCCUUCCAUCAGUCAGCAGGGCCGAAAAGGGGUUCUUCUGAUAGGCUAUCAGCGGAAUCAAACCUAUACUCGAGAUCCCUUAAUGGCAUAGCUCCAACUACAACAGGAGUGGCGGCAAGUACUCACAGGAAGGUCGGCGUUGUUCCCUACGGUAUGUCGCAGAUGUAUUAGUGGCCAGUCAGGCGCAUCCGACAUGCCUUCCUGGAGUGCGGCUGGUGGCUUAACGAAACAGCGAGAAACGAAGUGGCGGAUCAAGCUUGGGUGGGGAUGCCACAAGGUUUACAGCGCAGGGCAGCCCGGGGUUUGAUGUAUGUUUGCUGUCUGAUCUGGAAGCGUGUGAAGCUCUUCGUUCUGUUUCGGGCCAUCAGCUUGUUGUAUCUGCCUGUGUGCACACUGGAUGGGGGUGGGUAGUCAGUCCAGUGGCUUGUAAUCUGAGCUAUUUAGGCGCCGGUUACUUUUUCUAGGGCGAGGAGACAGAAGGGAAAGGAAGGAAUGCUAACCCGUUUCCUGUUGUAUAGAGAUGUUUGUCAUCAAUGUGCAACUUCAGAAAGAUAUAUAUAAACUUAUAAAGCACACUUCUGCUGCA
This is a messenger RNA of Triticum dicoccoides, 2656 nucleotides long. Its product is annotated as mitogen-activated protein kinase 10. Gene Ontology annotation, biological process: protein phosphorylation. Gene Ontology annotation, molecular function: ATP binding; MAP kinase activity. Lineage: Eukaryota; Viridiplantae; Streptophyta; Magnoliopsida; Poales; Poaceae. The coding region runs from base 400 to 2241 and encodes 613 amino acids. The record is from RefSeq and is a predicted model, not a curated record. The transcript is spliced from 10 exons.